Molecule: messenger RNA, 1305 nt
Organism: Suillus paluster
Lineage: Eukaryota; Fungi; Basidiomycota; Agaricomycetes; Boletales; Suillaceae
Product: glucosyltransferase
Exons: 9
Coding region: 1-1305 (434 amino acids)
Biological process (GO): dolichol-linked oligosaccharide biosynthetic process; protein N-linked glycosylation
Cellular component (GO): endoplasmic reticulum
Molecular function (GO): dolichyl pyrophosphate Glc2Man9GlcNAc2 alpha-1,2-glucosyltransferase activity
Source: RefSeq, a predicted model, not a curated record
AUGUCUUCGGACACGAGAAUAUUAUACCUGGUGUACUGCGGUGUUGCAGUGGCCGUUUUGAAGGAGUUCAAUGUCGUGGUUACUGAGCCGUACAUGGACGAGCCUUUCCAUGUUCCGCAAGCAUUGGCUUACUGCAGGGCUGUGUUGCUGCACCGGGUUUUUAUGUUCAAAUGCAAUCUUGCUUUGCUGCGCCUUACCACGACCCUUACCCUCUUCGCGCUGCCGCUUGUCCUCACGCGAUUGCUGGGGUUCCAUCAACGACGCCGCCUCCCACCAAAAUUAGCACCCUCGAUUGAGGCACUUGUUCUGUCUACCUUUCCAAUAGCGUGGUUUUUUGGGUUUUUAUAUUAUACAGAGGUGCCAAGCCUUGUUUCUGUCUUGUGUACCGUAGUGGCUGCAACGCAGAACAAGCACUGGUUUGCUGGUUUGCUAGGAAUUGUGAGCUGCUUCUUCCGUCAAAACAACGUCAUUUGGGUACUGUACGCGUAUGCCGCGAGCCAGCUCAUGCGUCUACGAUUCAAACGCGGACAUGGUGGACUGCACGAUCCCCCCGCCUUGGGCGCUGGGCCAGGUGACUUUCUUCGAUCGAUCACCAGUGCCCCCAAAGUAUUGCCCGAGUUACUCCCCGCGUUUACUCCUUAUGCGGUGAUUCUCGCACUUUUCGGUGGAUUUGUGAUUUGGAAUGGCGGCAUCGUGCUUGGCGACAAAUCCAAUCACGUUCCUUCAUUUCACGUACCGCAGCUGUACUACUUCGUUGCGUUUGCAGCAAUGAUUGGGUGGCCGGCUGUGCUUUGUGGUGAAGGCGGACCAUCGAAGAUUGCCACAGAAGUCAUUUUACGCAUGUUUGGGGGUAAAAGGAGAAGGCUUCUGACUAUCAUGAUAUCGAUCUUCAUGGGGAUUACUAUUCAGCGUUUCACUAUCCAUCACCCAUUCAUCCUCUCCGAUAACCGCCAUUAUACCUUCUAUAUCUGGCGUCGAGUAUUCAUGCUGCAUGCGGCAGUACCUUACCUAUUCAUUCCAGGGUACCAAGCGUGCGCCUGGGCGUGGUGGGUUCGUGUUGCCCGUGAUCAGUCGCUGUUGCAGACCUUAAUCCUGCCCGUUUUAAUAUUGCCUACAUUGCUGCCUACACCACUACUGGAACCGCGAUACUUCCUGGUACCAUAUUUGCUACUCAGGGCUCAGGUUGUGGAUGUGCAACCCUAUGGUGUUGUUGUCGAGGGUCUGUGGUACGCGAUGAUAAAUAUGGCAACGACGUAUGUGUUCUUGUACAAAGAACGAGCGGAAGUUGGGAGGUUUAUGUGGUGA